Microthlaspi erraticum is the source of this 1191-nucleotide messenger RNA. NCBI's taxonomy places the organism in Eukaryota, Viridiplantae, Streptophyta, Magnoliopsida, Brassicales, Brassicaceae. The record is from the annotation of a GenBank genome assembly.
AUGGCGUCAGCGAUUUCUCUCUCUCUCUCAAACGUGACAACGCCGUUGAAAUCGGAUUCAAUCCGCAAGUCUAAACUCACUCCUCAGCAUCUUCGGCUUCACUCUUCUCCUAGACCUCUCGAAGUUUCUCUCAAAUUGCGUUCGAUUACUGUUCCAAUCUCGUGCAGUAGGCGAAGAGUUGACUUUAUUCCUCGUUGCGGCAUUUCGUCGAACGACUUUCCUGCUGAGAGAAAGAAGAGCUUCGGCGAGUGGGUUGAGUCUGUGGGAGAGGCGGUCUCGACGGCGUUUCCGAUAUGGGUUUCUCUGGGAUGCUUGUUGGGGCUGAUGAGACCGAGUGCGUUCAAUUGGGUCACUCCCGAUUUGACCAUUAUAGGUCUUACGGUCACGAUGCUCGGAAUGGGAAUGACUUUGACCCUCGACGAUCUUCGUGGCGCGUUGAAGAUGCCUAAAGAGCUCUUCGCUGGCUUUGUUUUGCAGUACUCGGUCAUGCCAUUAUCAGCGUUUCUAGUGAGCAAACUCUUGAAAUUGCCGUCACAUUAUGCAGCCGGACUCAUAUUGGUUGGUUGCUGUCCAGGCGGUACGGCAAGUAAUAUUGUCACGUACAUUGCUCGUGGAAAUGUGGCACUAUCAGUAUUGAUGACAGCAGCUAGCACUCUUUCAGCUGUGAUUAUGACACCGCUUCUUACGGCGAAGCUAGCCAAACAAUAUGUCGCAGUUGAUGCUCUUGGCUUAGUAAUGUCAACACUACAGGUGGUUCUGCUUCCAGUGUUGGCUGGUGCAUUUCUGAACCAAUACUUUCAGAAACUGGUGAAAUUUGUUUCCCCUGUGCUGGCUCCGAUCGCGGUUGGAACGGUUGCGAUUCUGUGCGGGACUGCUAUUGGUCAGAACGCGUCGGCGAUUCUCACGUCUGGGAAACAAGUAGUCAUGGCUUCAGUGCUUCUUCACGUCUCUGGAUUUCUCUUUGGGUAUCUGUUUUCAAGAUUACUAAAAAUCGAUGUGGCAUCGUCAAGAACUAUCUCUAUCGAAGUUGGCAUGCAGAACUCGGUGCUUGGACUUGUUCUUGCGGCACAGCAUUUUGGGAAUCCGCUCACUGCAGUACCGUGUGCUGUUUCUAGCGUCUGUCACUCCAUUAUUGGUAGCGUCUUGGCUGGAUUUUGGAGACGCAGUGCCACAAAACAGCUACUAGACUAA